Messenger RNA from Solanum tuberosum (potato), 642 nucleotides. RefSeq lists its product as uncharacterized. The coding region runs from base 1 to 642 and encodes 213 amino acids. The transcript is spliced from 2 exons. The record is from RefSeq and is a predicted model, not a curated record. Lineage: Eukaryota; Viridiplantae; Streptophyta; Magnoliopsida; Solanales; Solanaceae.
AUGAAGGAUCUGGGCCCGUUAAGAUACUUUUUGGGAGUAGAAGUAAAUAGAAGUAAGAAGGGAAUUUUUCUGUCUCAGAGAAAGUAUAUUCUUGACCUGCUUGCUGACACUGGAAAGUUGGGAGCCAAACCUUGUAGUACUCCAAUGGUUCCCAAUGUGCAUAUUAUGACAAAUGAUAGUGAUUCUUUUGAUGAUCCAGAGAAAUAUAGAAGCAAUCAAGGUCAUACUGUGUUGAGUGUUUUACAUAUGCUGAUUAUGUUGGAUCCAAAAUUGAUAGGAGUGUUUGUUGGAGGGAACUUAGUUUCAUGGAGAAGUAAGAAGCAAAGUGUUGUAUCUCGAUCUAGUGUAGAAUCCGAGUACAGAGCUAUGUCACAGUCUACUUGUGAGAUUAUAUGGAUACAUCAUCUUUUAACAGAAAUUGGCAUAAAGCAUUAUACACCAGCUAAGCUCUGGUGCGAUAAUCAAGCUGCUCUUCAUAUUGCGUCAAAUCCGGUGUAUCAUGAAAGAACUAAACAUAUUGAGGUCGAUUGUCAUUUUAUUCGUGAGAAGAUUCAGGAAAAAUUAAUUUCCAUCGAUUACGUAAAGACAGGAGAGCAACUAGCUGAUUUGUUCACAAAAAACGUUAAAUGGAACUCGAGUUGA